AUGUCGCGGCAACUCCCUCCCGGUGUCAAGACCUUUGGUCCCAACGCCACCUGCAACCUCGACAACUGCCCUAUCGAAUGGAGCAUCUACGGCUUCCGGCCGUCUCUGGCCGCUAACACGACCUUUCUGGUGCUCUUCGCCCUGGUCGGCAUCAUUCACACGUACCUGGGCAUCCGAUGGAAGAGCUGGGGGUUCAUGACGGGCAUGAUCCUGGGCUGCAUGAGCGAAGUGAUUGGGUACAUUGGCCGCAUCAUGCUCUGGAACAAUCCCUUUUCGUUUGUCGGCUUCAUGGUCCAGAUCGUCUGCCUGACCAUCGCGCCCGUCUUCUACACGGCAUCCAUCUACGUGACGCUCUCCAAGACCAUCGUGUACUUUGCGCCCGACCUGUCGCGGUUCAAGCCGCAGCUGUUCUACUGGAUCUUCAUCCCCUUUGACGUGGUCUGUCUGGCGCUGCAGGCGGCGGGCGGCGCCAUGUCGACCAACUCGGACGGAGACAACCAGACGGGCGUGGACGUGUCCAUGGCGGGCCUGGCGCUGCAGGUCAUCGUCCUGACUGCCUUUGUGGCGUGCUUUGCCGACUACAUGAUCCGCUACUGGCGCUCGGGCCGGUCGUCGGGCUUCGGGUGGCGCCUCACGGCCUUCUUCCUGGGCCUGUCGGGGUCGGUGCUGCUCAUCCUGGCCCGUUGCGCCUACCGUGUGGCCGAGCUCCGAGACGGCUACGACGGCGAGCUCAUCAAGGAGGAGGCGCCCUUCAUCGUGCUCGAGGGCGUGCUGAUUGUCCUGGCGUCGCUGGCCCUGUGCUUCGGCCACCCGGGCCUCGUCUUCGGUCGGGACGAGCCGCGCAAGCGAUCGCACGACAGCGAGGAGAGCGGCACGGAGACUACGGAGCGCAAGUGA
This is a messenger RNA of Purpureocillium lilacinum, 897 nucleotides long. RefSeq lists its product as uncharacterized. Gene Ontology annotation, cellular component: fungal-type vacuole; plasma membrane. Lineage: Eukaryota; Fungi; Ascomycota; Sordariomycetes; Hypocreales; Ophiocordycipitaceae. The record is from RefSeq and is a predicted model, not a curated record.